This is a messenger RNA of Anolis sagrei ordinatus, 7406 nucleotides long. The record is from RefSeq and is a predicted model, not a curated record. NCBI's taxonomy places the organism in Eukaryota, Metazoa, Chordata, Lepidosauria, Squamata, Anolidae.
AGCUGCUCUCUCUCCUCUCUCUCUCUUUCUCUCUCUCUGUUUGUUUUAUUAAAACGCUUUCGGGAUGUGAUCCCGCCCCCUAUUUUUUUUUUCCAAGAGUGAAACUGAUGGUUUCUCCAGCUCGGCAAGAGAGAGUCAUUCGUUUGGGAUUGUGGGAGGGAAAGAGAGAGAGAGAGAGAGAGAGAAGAGGAGGAGGAGGAGGAGGAGGAGGAAAAGGGGGAGGCCAGAAGGAAGAGAAGCUGUGCCGGGCGCGUAGUUUUGUAUCCUCCUUCCUUGCCUUUCUCGCGCUCUUCUCGUCUCCCCCCUCCUCCUUUCCUCAGUCCCUGCCAUCGGCGAUGCUACAAAGCCCGUGAGCUGUGCUUUCCCCACUCGCCUCCCGUCCCUUCCUGCCUUCCUGCCUUCCUUCCUGGACCAGCCCGCUGACUUCUUUCCCUCCGGCCACUUUGGCCGCCUCCUUGCGCGCUGAGCCAGGCAGACACGCGGCCAAGGCGAGCGAGCGAGCGAGUGGGCUCCGGGCUCCUCAUUGGACUGGGGCGCAAGGUUGCGUGUCUCCCUCUCCCGCGCCUGUGCGUGGCUGCGUGUUGAAACCAGCUGGCGAACAUCUUCGGAGACGGGAAGAACUGAAGGCUGCCUUUCCCCUCCCCUCUUCUUCUUCCUCUUCUUCCUUUUCCUUCCCAGUCUCUUCAGUGUCUCUUCCCCCCUCUUGUUCCCAAGGAGGGGAGAAACCCAUCUCAAGGACUAGCCUCAGCAUCCAAACCUUUGCAAUCAGGAACGGAUGCCUGGGUCUUUGAAUUGAGUUGUGGAAGUGCUGAAGGAAAAAGAUUGGUUUGAGGAAAGAGAAAAGAGGAAGGAAAGAGAAGAAGAAAAUACACAAGUGCAGGAACGAACGAGAGAAGAAAAACGGGGACUAUGGGGAGAAAAAAGAUUCAGAUCACGAGGAUUAUGGAUGAACGUAACAGGCAGGUGACAUUUACGAAGAGGAAAUUUGGGUUAAUGAAGAAGGCUUAUGAGUUGAGUGUUCUGUGUGACUGUGAGAUUGCUCUAAUAAUCUUCAAUAGCACCAACAAACUGUUCCAGUAUGCCAGCACUGAUAUGGACAAGGUGUUGCUGAAGUAUACAGAGUACAAUGAGCCACACGAGAGCCGAACAAAUUCAGAUAUUGUUGAGACGUUGAGAAAGAAAGGACUUAAUGGCUGUGACAGUCCAGACCCUGAUGCAGACGAUUCAGCAUUGAACAAGAAAGAAAACAAAGGCUGUGAAAGCCCCGAUCCCGACUCCUCUUAUGCCCUCACCCCACGCACUGAAGAAAAAUACAAAAAAAUUAAUGAAGAAUUUGAUAAUAUGAUCAAGAGCCAUAAAAUUCCUGCUGUUCCACCACCUAACUUUGAGAUGCCAGUUUCUAUACCAGUGUCCAAUCACAACAGCUUGGUAUACAGCAAUCCAGUAAGCUCAUUGGGUAACCCCAACCUUUUGCCUCUGGCCCACCCUUCCAUACAGCGGAAUAGCAUGUCUCCUGGUGUGACACACCGGCCACCAAGUGCUGGUAACGCAGGUGGCCUGAUGGGUGGGGACCUCACAACCGGUGCAGGCACCAGUGCAGGGAAUGGGUAUGGAAACCCCAGAAACUCACCAGGUUUGCUGGUCUCACCUGGCAAUAUGAACAAGAAUAUGCAAGCAAAAUCUCCUCCUCCUAUGAAUUUGGGGAUGAACAACCGUAAACCAGAUCUCCGAGUGCUGAUUCCACCAGGCAGCAAGAACACAAUGCCAUCUGUGUCUGAGGAUGUCGAUCUACUUUUGAAUCAGAGGAUAAAUAACUCUCAGUCUGCUCAGUCAUUGGCUACCCCAGUGGUUUCCGUGGCAACUCCGACUUUGCCAGGGCAAGGGAUGGGAGGAUACCCAUCAGCCAUUUCGACAACAUAUGGUACCGAAUACUCGCUAAGUAGUGCAGAUCUGUCAUCGCUCUCUGGGUUUAACACAGCCAGUGCUCUCCACCUGGGCUCAGUAACUGGCUGGCAGCAACAACAUCUACAUAACAUGCCACCAUCUGCCCUCAGUCAGCUGGGAGCUUGCACUAGCACUCAUUUAUCUCAGAAUGCAAAUCUCUCCCUGCCUUCUACUCAAAGCCUCAACAUCAAGUCAGAACCUGUUUCUCCUCCUAGAGACCGUACCACCACUCCCUCGAGAUACCCACAGCACACGCGCCACGAGGCGGGAAGAUCCCCUGUUGACAGCUUGAGCAGCUGUAGUAGUUCCUACGAUGGGAGCGACAGAGAGGAUCACCGGAACGACUUCCACUCCCCCAUUGGACUCACCAGACCUUCGCCGGACGAACGGGAAAGUCCCUCUGUGAAGCGCAUGCGGCUCUCUGAAGGAUGGGCGACAUGAUAACAUUAUUAGCUUAUUAGAGGUUUUUUUCCUUGCAGUGUGUGUGCGUGUGCGUGUGUUAUACCUUAAUGGGGAAUAGGGAGGGAGGGAAGGGUCAAUAUGCAUUCUAUGUGCUGUGUGUGUGGGGAAAAAAGUCAGGUACUCCGUUUUGUAAAAGUACUUUUAAAUUGCCUCAGUGAUACCAUAUUAAAGAUAAACAGCAGUGGCUGAGAUAAGCUUCGCACUUGAGUUGUACAACAGAACACUUGUACAAAAAUAGGUUUUAAGGUUAAACUUCUUUUCACUGUUGUGCUCUUUUGCGAAAUGUAUGUUACAAUAGGUAGUGUCAUGUUGCAGGUUCAACGUUAUUUACAUGUAAAUAGACAAAAAAAAAAUAAUAAAAUAAAAUAAAAGGAAACAUUUGCCCCAUGCGGCAGAUCUUUACUGAGAGAGAAAGCAGCUGUUAUGCAACAUAUAGAAAAAUGUACAGACAUUUUUGGGAGACCCAGAAAUUGAGUGACCAAGAAGAAGAAGGAGAAAAGAAUAAAAGAAUCUCGGUCACCUAUUGCACCUGAAAUUCUCGUAAAUGUGUUGGCAUAUCGUUGGAGUAUGGCACUCAGUUAAAUGGCACCAAAACAUUUAAAAGAGAACCAUACUUGUAAAAAAAAAUAAGUUUUAAGGUAAACCUAUUUAAUUUUUUAAAAAAUUCUGGGUCUGCAUCACUUAUUAAAUAAAAAUAUAAAAAUAUGUAAAUUACAUUUUUCCUUAUUUUCAUAUCAAAAAAGUAAGACAGAGUUUGCAAAGCAGUGUGGCUUUUUGUAGUCUACUUAAGCCAAAAUGUGGAAUUUUUCCCCUUUAUAAGCUUCGCCAAUAUUUUAAACAGCCCUGAAAGAAACAAAGGGGACUUUUUUGUAUAGAAAGCACUACCCUAAGCCAUGAAGAACUCCAUGCUUUGCUAACAAGAUAACUGUUUUCUCUUUGCAGAAGUUUUGUUUUUGAAAUGUGUAUUUCUAAUUAUAUAAAAUAUUAAGAAUCUUUUAAAAAAAUCUGUGAAAUUAACAUGCUUGUGUAUAGCUUUCUAAUAUAUAUAAUAAUUAUGGUAAUAGCAGAAGUUUUGUUAUCUUAAUAGUGGGGGAAUUAUAUUUGUGCAGUUGCACAUUUAAGUAACUAUUUUUUCCUUUUGUUUUCUUCUUCUAAUCUACAUUUUACAGAAUCAAUCAAUCAGCUGUUGAAGGCUAAUCUGCAAAAGAUUAGAAUUUUCCCUUCCCAUAGCAGCCCACAUAAUCCUAACAUACUUGCAGUCAAUUUUGAGAUGCAUUGUAGAUACUGAUCAGCUCCAUUAUAAGCAGUCUGACCAUUUGAUCAUAUCUAAGGCCCUUUUCUUACAUAAUUGAUGUCUUGCGUAUCUUGCGGUUUUUUGCUAUUUAGAUCACAACUCGGCUUGUUCCUUCAUCUUAUCAAUGUAACAAAAGUGGCAUCCUUCUCUGAUUUUGUUUAGAUAAAUUGGGAAAGUCCCAUAUUCCCCAAAAUAUGGAUGUGUGGUAGCAUCCUUGAAGGUGAAAAUCUAGUGAGAACGUACCACAAAAUAGAAAUCCCCAAACCAAAACUUUUCUACCCCAAAAUUAUUCAUUAUUUCAGAUAUCCAGGUGAGCUAGUUCUUAAUAGAGACCAUAUCUGAUAAUUCAGACACAGUCAUGGGGACAAGGAUUGCAUAUAGUGUCAAAACCAUAAGUUCUAAAUCUCAGGGUGACCAUAAAUUUUGGGCUGCUUAUGCCUGAAAGCUGAUUCACGCUUGCAUGUAGAUCACUUCCAGCACAAUCAUAUAUAUGUUUACUCAGAAGUAAGUCUCAUUGAGUUCAGUGGGACUUAUUCUCAGGUAAGUGGGCACAGGAUUCCAGUUUGGAUCACUCACCAGUUUGCUGCUCAAGCACACAGAGCUGAAUAGAGCGAGCCUUUCCACUGAAAAAUACUGGGUUUGAGUUGACACUUCUACGUAGUCUGAUGUUAUCAAAAUGUGUUGAAUUAUAACAGCAGAUAUUUUAACCCUAUCCCACUACUCCACAUUCCAUUAAAGGAGAGUAUAGUUGAGUCACUUUGUAGAACAUAGUUACAAAAUACGUCCUUGUGUUGCAAUUGGUUUCUGACAGUUUCUGUAUGAGAUCACUAAUAUCUUCAUAGAUCUCAGGGUUUUAUGUAACAAGGUAAACCCAUAGAUUGCAGAUAACCAUUAGACAACAGUUAUUCUGUACUGCUUUUGAACCUAUUAUUUUUUCCACACAUAGAGGGAAAAUCAAUGUAGGUUAUGUCGAUAAUAAAAACGACCCACAAGGAUUAGUUUGAUCAACUACUCUCCAUGCACUGUCACUCGAUUUCCAACUGCAGACUCUUAAGUCUGUUUUAAAUAUAUAUAUCUCCCUAGUUCAGUACAUAUUCUAUCACAUAAUGUGUUUAGUAAUUAUAGAACUGCACUGCAUAAAAAGCUGUUUGUUCCAAAGGCCUCUUUCCCUUAUUGAUUUAUUACUGAAUUUUGAAGGCAAAGGUCACCAAGAAGAGUGGUGAGAAGCCCUUUUCCUGCUUGCAGGUGUGUGGACAUGGUCUAUGCUUUCUCAGCACAGUGUGAGAGGCAUUCUUGUAUUGAUAACAGCCUUGAGCACUUGAAACCAGAAAUCUCACAUUGAGAAGACAUCCUAGGCCCCAGUCCUGCGGAGCUGAGUAUCCUGUGAAGGUCUGGAAGUGAUGCAAUACAUUUUAUUGUUUAGGAAGGAGGAGGGGUCAGAAAUAUGACAUGGGUGAUAUUUGAGUAAUUUUGAAUCUUUCAGUGAAAUCAGCCAAUGGCUCCUGUAGAUGCUGUUCCCAACAUUGCUCUACCUUCCAUUGCCAGUAUAGAAAAGAGUUGAGAGGCUGGAGGAAAAACUUGGAAAUGAUACCUGUUGAAUUAUAAUGCUCAGAAUAUACCAAUUGGUAGGACCAGUGGAAAUUUUGGGAGCCGUAAUCUAAACAUGUAACUUCCCAAAGCUCUGAGUAUAGGAUUGCCUGACCAAUAUUUUGUCUGUACAUUACUGGUUAGUCCACUAUAACAUCCCAGAACCAAUGCAAGAAUCACAUUGUGAAUUUUGUCCAGCCUAUCUAUCUGGCAUUGUACAAAUUUCAGUGUGCACCCUAUUUUCAACUGAGAAAUGUGAAAGGUUAUGUUUGGUGGAUUACACUUGCCACUAACAGUUAUUAGAUCCAGUUCAUUCUUAUGGACCAUCAGAAAUAAGCAUGAGGAAUAUAGGUGAAAGUUGCCAUGAUUCCCAUUUUAUUGUUAUUACACAAUACUAUCUGCAAAUGUGCAUUUGUACUUGCAUAUCUGCUUCCUACCUAUAGCUUGGAGUUUUGUGAUGUGAUGCUGACUCUAGCGGUCACUUUGACCCAUCCUAAGUAUUUAUUGGCUGGCACAGAAAAUCUUAGGAGCAUGCUGAGACCAGCUCACUAUCACACAUAUUUGUGAUAGAGAUUUUUUUUUUUUUUGCUUUAAUCAAGCAUCCCUCCUGUAGGUAACUGAAAAAAGAUACGCACACAUUAGAAGUGAGAAUGGGGCCUGCAGCAAACUAAGUUUACAAAUUAUUUCGCUCAUCUAGACAUUUACCAGUACCCACCUUCUCCAUUUGACAACUUUGAUGUGUCUUAAAUAUGCAAUAUGUCACAAUUGUACCUUGUCAUUUUUUAAAGAAGAGAGAGAGAGAAUGAAUGUUUGGCUUAUCAGGAUUUUUCAAAGGAAACUGUCAUUGGAGUUGGUAAAAUCAGUGAUCUGACUUUGAAGAAUAGCCAUAUGACUAGUCACCUUACACAUGCCUCGGUACAAGGAAAAACACACCCUUGAGCUUCUGAAGGGGAGCUGAAACGUUAUGUUAGAUACCACAUUGUACCUACACACAAGUAGGUGCAAUGGAAGCAAGCUCAUAUAAUGAGAAUAGGAAAUCUCUUGCAGUUAUGACCUUCAUUUUUUUAAUACAGCCACAAAGUUGAAUCAUGUAAAAAUGAACACCCGCGUCCCUAUCCCUCCUGCUACUAAGCUAAAGUGCGGGGGCAAGGAGGUUGUGGGUCAAUUCAUAAUUGUAAAUGGGGUUAAUGAAUAAAGAAGCACAACUUUUAAUUGUGAUGUCGCUUUCUAGAACCUUUAGCUGUCUUUCAUGUUCCUUUUAUCCGUACCUUAACCAACUGUUGCAUUUGCAAAGAUACUUUUUGGGGCUUAUUGUGUGGUUCCUUUAUAUUUAAGCAGUUUGGGGCAGCGCCCUGAAAGAGUAUGAAGAUUUUAUUCAACCCAAGCCGUGCAAAGUUGGAGACAAAAAUGAGAUACACCUUGAGGGGUAUCUCUUCCCAUCCUUGAGGGCACUAAGCUGACCUUUUUUUUUUUUGGAAAGGGCUUGUUCAUGAGGUUAUUAAACCUAAUAAAGAAGAAGUAAAUAAUUGCUGGUGACAAUGAUAUGAUACAUGCCAGCCUUCCUUCCAUUACCCAGAGCCCUCCAGAUAUUCUUGACUACAAUCCCCAUCAUCCCUGUGCUGGUGGCAGCGAGUGUGAGUUCUGUUCUAAGGCAUCUGGAGGGCGCAAUGUGGGGAGGGAAAGCUGAAAUAAACAAUCUGCACAAAUUUGUAUGUUGUAUGCAUUGAUGCCUUUCCCGGUGAAGCUUUUAUAUAUAUAAAAAAAAACAAAAUCAGUGUUUUUUAAACUUUUAUUUGUAACCAAAUGGUUUCUAUUUUCCCCAGAAGUGGAAUUUAAAUUUUUUUAAUGAUUACUAUAAAGAUAAUCUGCCGUUUCUCUGAGCUUUUUUUCAGGCAAAGCUUAACAAAAAGAAUAAAACAACUGCUAUGCUGUUUUCAAGAAUGUCAAUAACCCCUUUGGAUUGUUUGCCUUUGUCAUAGCCUAUCUACCCAUCUUCCUAGUAGACACAACAAUGUGGUUUUGUUUUUUUUCUCUUCUCCUUUCCCCAGAAGGCAAAUGCUUUGUCUUUGUUUCCCAAAAAGCCACUUGAAACCUCAAUAAAGGCUGUUGCUUAAACACA